Messenger RNA from Gymnogyps californianus (California condor), 400 nucleotides. It is a transcript of the gene SEM1, whose product is annotated as SEM1 26S proteasome subunit. Gene Ontology annotation, cellular component: proteasome regulatory particle, lid subcomplex; proteasome complex. The transcript has 3 exons. Gene Ontology annotation, biological process: double-strand break repair via homologous recombination; proteasome assembly; mRNA export from nucleus. NCBI's taxonomy places the organism in Eukaryota, Metazoa, Chordata, Aves, Accipitriformes, Cathartidae. Bases 38 to 250 code for a protein of 70 amino acids. The record is from RefSeq and is a predicted model, not a curated record.
GGGCGGCGGGACGUGGUGCUGGGGCGGCAGGCUGAGCAUGUCGGAGAAGAAGCAGCCGGUCGACCUGGGGCUCCUGGAGGAGGACGACGAGUUUGAGGAGUUCCCGGCCGAAGAUUGGACUGGCUUAGAUGAAGAUGAAGAUGCACAUGUCUGGGAAGACAAUUGGGAUGAUGACAAUGUAGAAGAUGAUUUCUCCAAUCAGUUAAGAGCUGAAUUAGAAAAACAUGGAUACAAGAUGGAAACCUCAUAGUUUUUGCUGAAUAUGGAGUGGUUUAACAUUGAACUGUGGAAAGACUAUAUUGAGAAAAGAAGAAAAGGUGGAAAAUGAGGAGACACACUUAGUUCGUUAUCUGCUUGGACUUAUUAUUGUUUUGUAUGAAAAAUAAAGUUUUUAAUCUUA